AAUGGGAAGAUCUCCUUGCUGUGAAAAAAAUGGUCUCAAAAAAGGACCAUGGACCACUGAAGAAGACCAAAAGCUUCUUCAUUAUAUCAAUAACAACGGUUAUGGAAACUGGAGAACUCUCCCCAAAAAUGCUGGGCUUCAAAGAUGUGGAAAGAGUUGCCGACUUCGAUGGAUUAAUUAUUUGAGACCCGAUAUCAAAAGAGGAAAAUUCACUUUGCAUGAAGAGGAAUCAAUCAUACAUUUACAUAGCUUUUUGGGAAACAAGUGGUCGGCUAUUGCAGCUCGGUUACCUGGAAGAACUGAUAACGAGAUUAAAAAUUACUGGAAUACCCAUAUCAAGAAAAAACUACUUAGAAUGGGGAUUGAUCCUGUAACCCACAACCCUCGCCUCGAUCUUCUAGAUCUAUCAUUUCAACAAAUGCGUUUACAACCGAGUUUCGUUAACCCGGAGAUCUUACUAUUAGCUACGUCUCUCUUCUCUUCCAAACAUGAGUUAAGUAUUCCCACACAAAUUCCUCAAGACAACAAUAUUCUUCAAUCCCAAAACCAAUGUCAAAGUGUUGUUUAUGAUAACUCAAAUGUCGCCUUUUUUAGCCCCGAAAACUAUGAGCAGACAAACGGAAUGGGAUUUGAUGGGAAUCUACGACAAAUCUGUAGCGACGGUUUGUUUGAGAGUAGUAAUAUUGAAGUUCCUUCUUUGAUAAACUUUAGUAAUGAUAAAAUUAUUAAUCAAAUUAGUAACAAUGUGUCGAGUUCUAAAGAGAUGAAUUCGAGCUCGACAUAUGUCAACAUAUUGGGAGAAGAACAAGGAAGUUAUUGUAGUGAUUAUGAUAGGUUCGAAAUUUCUGAUAUUUAUGAUGUCAACUAUUUCAUGUAAUUUGGGGAAAAUAAUUAAGAAUAAUGCAUGGUUCAUGACGUCAUUUGCCAAAU
Impatiens glandulifera is the source of this 930-nucleotide messenger RNA. Its product is annotated as transcription factor MYB102-like. The transcript has 3 exons. The record is from RefSeq and is a predicted model, not a curated record. Lineage: Eukaryota; Viridiplantae; Streptophyta; Magnoliopsida; Ericales; Balsaminaceae. The coding region runs from base 2 to 877 and encodes 291 amino acids.